Danaus chrysippus (African queen) is the source of this 2349-nucleotide messenger RNA. Lineage: Eukaryota; Metazoa; Arthropoda; Insecta; Lepidoptera; Nymphalidae. The record is from the annotation of a GenBank genome assembly.
AUGCAGCAGGCUCAUCGAUCAGGAAGUCUUAAACAAAGUAACAAGGCUCAUAAGUCUCGACAUAGAUCAAAACGAGGAAUAUCUGCCGCUGUGAAGGGUAAAGUGAAUGUAAAGGAAUUUGUGCGUCGAAACCGGCACAUCCUCAAGAAAGAGGAGCGCCGUCAUCAAGCCCUUCAGAUUCGUAAAAACAAACGUGAAGAAGUUUUGUCAAAGAAACGCGCGCUCGGCGGUAAUCGUAAUCCUCCGUUCCUUGUGUGUGUGGUGCCGCUUAAUGCCCAGCUCGAUGUUCAGUCUGCGCUAGUUAUACUGAAGACGUGUUCUGAAGGAGCUAUUGUUAGUCAAAGUGAGAGUGGUGUCUUACAUAUUAGGCUACCACAUUUUAAACAGAGAUUUUCAUUUGUUUGCCCUGAGGUAGACAAUGACUUUGCCCUGCUUGAUGCACUCAAGAUAUCUGAUACAGUGUUAUUUGUGAGUUCAGCCUUGGAGGAGCCAGUUGAUGAAUGGGGUGAAAAAGCUUUAGCUUUGUCAAUGGCCCAGGGUAUGCCGACCCCAGUGGUGGCAGCUAUGGAUAUCGAGGGUGUUCAUCCUAAAAAAAGGACAAAUGAAAAGCAAAAUGUACAAAAACUCAUUUCUAAAUGGUUGCCCGAAGAGAAAGUUAUGCAGCUAGAUAAGAGUUCUGAUGGCUUAAACCUCUUGCGUAGAAUCGGUAACCAAAAACGGAAUAUAUUGCAUCACAGGGAAAAAAGGCCAUAUCUUCUUGCCGAGGAAGUUGAAUAUGUUCCAGAUAGUGAAGGAGAUCAUGGUACUUUAAAAAUCAGUGGCUAUCUCCGAGGCAUGCCCUUGAAUGUUAAUGGACUCAUUCACAUUACUGGGCUGGGUGAUUUUCAAAUGUCAAGAAUCGAUGGCUUGGACGAUCCCCAUCCUUUACACACAGGUAAAGAACAUGCAAAACAAGAUAUGAUGGAUGCCGAAAACAACAAAGUAACAAUACUUCAAGUUGCCAAUCCAGACAAACAAGAAUCAUUAGAGAGAGAGAAUAUACCAGAUCAUAUGGAUGCUGAACAAACAUGGCCUACUGAAGAAGAAAUUAUGGAAUCAAAUAUGGAGACCAAGAAGAAAAUUAAGAAAGUUCCCAAAGGCUGGUCGGACUAUCAGGCAGCUUGGAUUGUGGAGUCAGAUGCUGAAGAUAACUCUGAAGACGCCAGCGAUGAUGAUGAUGAUGAAGAAAAUGAUCAAUUUAUGUCAUGCGAGGAGGACGAAUCUGACAAAGAAGUUAAUGAGGAGGUCAACGACUUUGAAUCUGUCAUGGAAUCAGAAGUAGGACCUACGGAUGAAAGGUAUGAUGCAACUAUUGAUGCUCAUGAAGAACAUGAGAUGUUGAAAAAGUUGGCAGCGGCUAAGGAAGAUCAACAAUUUCCAGAUGAAGUAGACACUCCACAAGAUGUACCGGCAAGGGAAAGAUUUGUUAGAUACAGAGGUCUUGAAUCAUUUAGGACGUCUCCAUGGGAUCCUAAGGAAAAUCUACCACAGGAUUAUGCUAGAAUCUUCCAGUUUGAAAACUAUGACCGAACAAGAAGAAGGGUAUUUAAAGAACUUGAAGAUAGCCUUGAAAAUAUGUAUGGAUACUACAUAACAAUUCAUGUGAAAGGUGUUAGACAAGAUUUAUGGAAGGCAUUCCAUGAAUCAAAUGGCAAUACUCCACUAUCAAUAUUUGGUUUGCUGCCUCAUGAACACAAAAUGUCAUUAAUGAAUGUUGUUCUGAAGCGAACCGGUGUCAGUGAGGAUCCUAUUAAAAGUAAAGAGAGGCUCAUCUUUCAAGUUGGCUACAGAAGAUUCAUUGUCAAUCCAAUAUUUAGCCAACACACAAAUGGCUCUAAACACAAGUAUGAAAGAUUCUUUCAACCAGGUUCAACUUGUGUCGCUACAUUUUUCGCUCCCAUUCAGUUUAGUCCGUCAACAGUUUUAUGUUUCAAGGAGAAGAAGAACACAAAGUUACAGCUAGUAGCAUCCGGAGUGCUACUGUCAUGUAAUCCAGAUAGACUUGUUAUUAAGAGGAUAGUGCUUUCUGGUCAUCCUUACAAGGUUAACAAGAAGUCAGCGGUCAUAAGGUUUAUGUUCUUCAAUAGAGAUGAUGUCCUAUACUUCAAACCAUGCAAAUUAAGAACUAAAUACGGCAGAACUGGACACAUUAAGGAACCAUUAGGUACCCACGGUCACAUGAAGUGUGUGUUCGACGGUCAACUCAAGUCACAAGACACAGUACUCCUCAACCUCUACAAGAGAAUGUUCCCCAAGUGGACCUAUGAGGACUGUAUCGUUACUGAUAGAAAUGAAGAUCUUAUGGAAUAA